AUGUUGAUGAAGAUUCAGAGGAAGUUAAUGAGCUCAAGCAAGGGCAGUAGAAAAGAAAAUGAAGACGCCAUUAUGAUAAUUAGGAGCAGUAAUAUUAGCAAGAGGCAAACGUCCCUAAUUUCCACUAUGGUACUUAAUGAAACACAACGUGGACUAUCCAGAUGCUGGGUAUUUGGAUCUGGAAUGAGCACCUACCGUUAGACAAACGUGCACAAAAAAAAGAAUGAAACAAAGAAAAGGCCAUGCUCAGAGCAGAAUUCGAACUCUCAACCCUCACCGAAGAACUGGUGAGUCGCUGCGAGCUAUAAAUCACUUCCGUAAAGCAUCCACU
Molecule: messenger RNA, 331 nt
Organism: Gryllus bimaculatus (two-spotted cricket)
Lineage: Eukaryota; Metazoa; Arthropoda; Insecta; Orthoptera; Gryllidae
Source: the annotation of a GenBank genome assembly